AUAAGCUAUAUUUGAUUUUUUAUUAUUAAGACAGCUAAGUAAUUUGAUUGAACAAAUUAAGCAGGAAGUGCACUUCAAUCUCCUGUAAAAAUCCAACCUUUUGUUGGAUUGAAGUUUGAAGGACAUGUAUUAGACACACCUAGGCCACACCUGAACCUCAUCUCUCUCUCUCAAUAAAUUAUAUCUCAUACGGCCAUGGCUGCUACUGCAGAAUUAGUAGGCAAUGAUCGGGAUAGUCAUCAGGAAAUAAUGGCACUAAGUCUACAGAAAUUGGUCGAAUCACUUGGCAGGGUUGAGGCGUUACUUAAGGUACUUGUGGAAUCGCAAGUAAAUGCAUCACAGUUUGUAAAAAACACUGGCGUUGUUAUUAGUAUUGACGAAGAAAAACAUAAAACUGCCACAAACCCAUCAUCUUUAUUAAUUAAUCCUCUUCAUCAUCCAGAUUUAGCGUCGACGUCAUCAACAUUAUUGACACCAGAAGAAGAUACUAUCAUCACUACUGCUACUACGGAUAAUUUAAGUGCAAUCAUGGAAAAGCCAUCAACAGUGAACGAUAAUAAGGACAUUACCCAAGUGAUACAUAAUGAUCAUAAUGAUCAGAUAGAGAAAUCUGCUGGAGAUGGUGAGCAGGUGACGACUAAAGUUUAUUUGGAUGGAUACCAGGAGCUAUACUGUGCAGCGAUAAAGAGUGACUGGAAAGUGGCUAAAAUUUUUUUGGAAAAGAAUCCAGAAGCAAUUACAAAAGUGAUUACUAGUGAUUCACAAACAGUGUUGCAUGUAGCUGUAAUUGAAGGAAAUCUGAUGUUUAUAGAGGAGAUUGUGAGUAUCAUGCCCCCAGAAAUACUUGAAUAUAGAACAAGGACUAGUGGUUAUACAGCACUUCAUUAUGCUGCUAUGUAUGGAUUCGCUAAAGCCGCUGAGGUGAUGGUAUGCAAAACUCCCAAUUUGCCUCAGAUAGUUAACGGGUUAGGAAGGGUACCACUUGAUAGUGCUCUAACAUCAGUUACAGCCGGACAAAGAGAGACAGUUGAGUAUCUUUAUUCCGUAACUAGACACGAGCACCCAAGUCCGUUCUCUGGUAGUCAAGGUGAAUCUCUUUUAUGUCGGACGAUUGAUGCUGGCUUUUACGAUAUUGCAUCAUCUAUUGUCCAGCGAUUUCCAGAACUGAUUAUUGAUCAGACGAAGAAAGUGCAGACAAAAGCAAUGGAUUACAUGGCAGAAAGGCAGUUUAUGUUCCCUAGUGGAGCUCAGCUUACAUUCUGGCAACGCUGCAUCUAUUCAUUGGUAGAAGUGGACAUAAAUAUUACAUAUGGGCUUGACACCCGAACAAACAAAAGCAGUUCUUCACUUAGCUCAGAAGUAAGCCUUCCCCAAAGCUUGAAAGGCACCAAUGGGGACGAAGAGAACCCUGUUGAAAGAUUUUAUGGUCCCUGCAGAGGCGGAAAGAACCCACCCGAGAAUUCAGAUUCAUUGGAAAUCGUUGUUAAAUGUCUAUCUGCAGCCAGAAUCAUGGUUUUACUCAUCAUCAAGUUAUAUGUGUUCCUCAGGCGCUUCAUCUGGUCACCAGUGACUAUUAUCAAAGAGUUAUAUAAACAAUUAUAUGAUGACAAAGUGAAGCACAAACAAGCUGAAGCCUUGGUUCAUAUUAUAUUUACAACACUUAAAGAAAGAAUGAACAAGGUUGAAAUUAUAGAUUUUUUUAGACAAUCUAACGUCAUGAAGUUGGCUAUAAGGCAUGGAAGUGUAGAGUUUGUAGAGGUGUGUAUUCAACUCUUUCCAUUCCUAAUUUGGUAUGAGAUGGGGGGACAAUCUAUGAUACAAAUGGCUAUUGCUGAACGAAAUGAAACAAUUUUGUACCUUAUUUGUAAAGAAAGCGGAAAAGAAAAACUCGAUCUAGUUACCAGAGAUGAUGGCAAGGGCAACACUAUCUUGCAUUAUGCUGCCAAGUUAGCACCUGCUGCUCACCGUAAUUCGAUCCCUGGUGCAUAUCUUCAGAUGCAACGAGAAAUGCAAUGGUUGAAGGGGGUGGAAAACAUGAUUUCCGAGAAAAAUAAAUUUAAGAAAAACGAAAAUGGGGAUACAGCACAUGAUAUAUUUACUAAAGAACACAAAGAUUUAAAGGAAAGUGGAGAAAAGUGGUUCAAGGAUACCUCUGGAUCGUGCAUGCUAGUAGCUGCUCUCAUUGCUACCGUAGCAUUCGCUUCCUCUUUUACUGUUCCUGGAGGCUAUAUUAGUGAUAGUAAAAGCAGUAAGAACGGCAUCCCGGUUUUUUUAGGAAAGAAUUUAUUUAUGGUCUUUGCAGUAGCAGAUGCCUUCGCUUUAUUCUCUUCUCUCACAUCAGUACUAAUGUUCUUGGCUGUAUAUACUUCGCGGUAUACAGAAUUUGAUUUUCUCGAGUCCUUGCCACAGAAGUUAAUAUUAGGACUUGCAACUCUGUACAUAUCUAUGGCUAGUGUAUUGAUAGCUUUCAGUGCAUCGCUCUUUAUCGUGCUUGGAGAGAUAUUCACAUGGGCUCUCAUUCCUAUUGUGGGGUUUAGUUGUGUUCCUGUGAUCUUGAUCGCAAGAUUGAAGUUGCCGUUGUUUUUUGACAUGAUUCGUUGCACAUACUGGAGAAGCAUCUUACGGGAACAUACCUACAUCUCCAGCCUACAGCUAAAUGCAAAGAAACUAAGACAGAAAACUUAACUGAGAAUGCAGACAUAAUCGGUUGUUCAGGCCAUGUCUGGACCCCCAAGUUUCACAACCAAUAUUUUAGAUUAUUCAAUGUGUGAUCCAGUAGUCAGCUGGUUGUAACCGGGGAGGCCCAACAAUAGUAAAUGUAGUAAUUAUAUGCAAUACUUUGUAAUAGCUGGUUGGC
This is a messenger RNA of Papaver somniferum (opium poppy), 2857 nucleotides long. RefSeq lists its product as uncharacterized. Gene Ontology annotation, molecular function: protein binding. The transcript has 7 exons. The coding region runs from base 196 to 2685 and encodes 829 amino acids. Lineage: Eukaryota; Viridiplantae; Streptophyta; Magnoliopsida; Ranunculales; Papaveraceae. The record is from RefSeq and is a predicted model, not a curated record.